AUGACGACAGAGCCCAAUGCCAAACGGGGAAAUUUAUGGGUGGUCCGCGACUACGAUGCUCAAGUUGAGUUUCUGUUUCGUGACGUGAUGGCCUUUUAUAAGGGAGCAUCGGAUCCCGACUUCCAAGAACUACAGUCAGAAGGGGAGCCUUUUAUCAGUGAGAUCCACGUGGAAGUCAGUACUGGUUGGAUAGAGACAUACGUUAACGAAAGGAAGAUGGUCAACCUUGGUGACGAUGGGAAGCCCCAUUAUCCAGUAUUCAAGGAGCUCAGUAUACCUCCACAGGCAGAAGUUUUUAUCGAGGGUGAAUAA
Messenger RNA from Aspergillus tanneri, 312 nucleotides. RefSeq lists its product as uncharacterized. Bases 1 to 312 code for a protein of 103 amino acids. NCBI's taxonomy places the organism in Eukaryota, Fungi, Ascomycota, Eurotiomycetes, Eurotiales, Aspergillaceae. The transcript has a single exon. Gene Ontology annotation, molecular function: oxidoreductase activity. The record is from RefSeq and is a predicted model, not a curated record.